ACAACGCGGGAGCGUUGUUAUUCGUCCACACGUGCGUUGGCGAUUGUGCUGAGCGUCUGUAUUUCGUUGUAAAGGCCUAUCAAACAUGGAUUGUUCGGUUGAGAUUAGGCCGUCAAUAGGCAUCUGCAAACUUCAGGUGCUGGUUUGGAACUUCCAGAACGGCCCCGUCACCGGCAAAGUCGACUGUUCGUCGUCGAAACUUAAAAUCGUCGUGAAGGAAAAUGAUGCCGUAGCUAUUCAGGCGGAGCUGGCAUUUUCUGACAACGUCGUGUUCAAAACAGGCAGGCUUACGGUUGUUCAGGAGCACGAAGUUCUUAGGGAUCGCGAAGAAUUAGCUCAACCUACGCCGUGCCGCGAACUCACGUUCAACAUAUUCCUCAAAAAAGCUGACCCUGAGCCCCAGCUGCAACACCUCCGGGAGCCUGUACUUUUUGCGGGUAUCCAGUACUGCUUUAGGUGCGGUAGUUGCUUCGAAAAAAUUUUGGAUGAAGACGCCUGUUUCCGAAGGGUCCUGCCGCUGCCGUCUGAAAAUUGGAGAGAAGCAGCUGGUGAGUGGUUUUGCCACAAACACGAAUCCACCACCGGCAGUGACAUUCCCCGUGUUCUCGAACCGAAGGCUGACGAAUUGUUCACGUCAGCAACUCGCCUGAUUGUGCAUAACGCGCGAGUUACUGGAGCAGACAUCGACCGGGGAGACGGACGACUGCGUUGUGAUCAGUGCGGAGUUGUUCUUGGGAGAAAGGAGACGGAUUCGUCCGCAGCGUUGUUCACGACACGCGUUACAGUAGCGCCUGUCCACGAGGAAGAUGGCGAUACCGUUGUAGCAGCCGACGCGUCCAACAUCCUGAGAGCUCUCAUCAAGAACCGUCUGAAGCUAAUCACGACGUGCCGACUUGUAGUGACUUCCG
This is a messenger RNA of Rhipicephalus microplus (southern cattle tick), 908 nucleotides long. RefSeq lists its product as uncharacterized. The record is from RefSeq and is a predicted model, not a curated record. Gene Ontology annotation, cellular component: ubiquitin ligase complex; cytosol; nucleus. Gene Ontology annotation, molecular function: ubiquitin conjugating enzyme binding; ubiquitin protein ligase activity; cyclin binding. Gene Ontology annotation, biological process: protein polyubiquitination; protein monoubiquitination; proteasome-mediated ubiquitin-dependent protein catabolic process. NCBI's taxonomy places the organism in Eukaryota, Metazoa, Arthropoda, Arachnida, Ixodida, Ixodidae.